AUGGCACAAAGCAAAGAGGUAGUUGCUGAACCUCGACUGUUCGCUUGCGCCCGGGUAGCUACCGCAGUGCUGACACACUUUCUGGGCAUAAUCCUUACGGGCUUCGUCGCCUUUCUGGCUCGACCUGGUACAAGUUGGUUUUCCUGGCAUCCGUUCCUCAUGACACUAGCAUUCUCAUUCUUCAUGACCGAAGCCAUCCUCCUCUUCUCGCCCCAUGGAUCCCCCAUCAAGAGGUUUUCCCACAAGGUGAAAGGGCGUGUUCACUGGAUAUUGCAGUGUGCUUGCGUGACGUGUGCCACGCUUGGCCUGGUGUCCAUCUUUUACAACAAACACCUGCUCGGCAAGUCUCACUUCACCUCCUGGCAUGGUGUGCUGGGCCUGAUUACGGUGUGCGUGGCGGCAGUGCAGUCUCUUAGUGCCGUGCCCCUCAUUUACCACUCUUUGGCCAAAGGCUGGUCAUUGGCUAAGCUCAAGAGGUACCACGCAGCAUCCGGGCUGGUCACCUAUCUGCUUGGCAGCGUCAGUUUGCUCCUCGGCUUGACUUCUGUGUGGUUCACCGCGUCAGUCAGUGAAUUCACUUGGUACCUGGCCGCACUGUGUCCUACUUUCAGUGCCCUCAUCAUGAUGAAUCAAGUUACCAGUGCUUAUGUGGCAAGGAAACGCUUCCAGUCCUAA
Molecule: messenger RNA, 675 nt
Organism: Nerophis lumbriciformis (worm pipefish)
Lineage: Eukaryota; Metazoa; Chordata; Actinopteri; Syngnathiformes; Syngnathidae
Source: RefSeq, a predicted model, not a curated record